Linum trigynum is the source of this 2952-nucleotide messenger RNA. NCBI's taxonomy places the organism in Eukaryota, Viridiplantae, Streptophyta, Magnoliopsida, Malpighiales, Linaceae. The record is from the annotation of a GenBank genome assembly.
GGAGUGGCUACUUGGCAUGACAUCAAAUCAAAUCACAUGAGCAAGCUCCUGAUAAUGGCGGCCUCGGGACGGUCGGAGUCGAUGGUGGAGAGCAGCUCCGACAGCCGGUCGCUCAAAUCUUCCACUUCUCUUCUCUUCUCUUCCUUUCUUUUUCUUUACUUUCAGUUUUCCGUUAUUAUGUCGUCUAGCUUAGCUUCCUUCUCCGUCGGGGGCGCGAGAGCAGUGCCGCUCAAAUCCUCUUUUAUCAUUCCUCUUUUGGGGUAAGGACAUUGCUUCUUGUCAUCGGCGUUGAAUGAAUCUACCUUGUUGGUUUCUUCUGUACUAACUGCCAGCAUGGUUUGAGAAGGGAAUUAGGGAAGAGAUCAGGAACAACACUCUGUUCUUGUGCCGCCAUCUGAACCGGCGGGGACGCCACCACUCAAUCAACACUAAAACCUAUAUUUCUUCCCUCGUUGCCUUUGCUUUCUCGAACAUGAUCAUUCCCUUGCGUAUCCGGAUAGAAGAACACAACACAGCAACAUAAUUCCGUAACACAAGGGACAAAUCCAUUUUAUUUUAAUAUUCCAUUCUCCAAUAUUUGUUCGAACCAAUUUCGGGAAGGCUUCAUCAAUGUGUUUUGUGAAUUUCGAUAGGAUUUUGCUCUCCGCUGCUCUUCAACCUGUCGUCUCAAGCUUCGGCUUCUUGUGCAAUCGAUCAAUCAACAUGCAGCAUUUAAUGUCGCUGAAACUCACGAGGAAGAAGGCGGCGUUCGGUCAGGGGAGAAGAAGAAUCCAGAUCCAGCAGUAGCGUGAAGGAGACGAGGGUGAAUGGGCUAAAUAUAUUUUAAUUAAAUUAGAUUUUAGAUAAGUUUACUCUUAUACCCUUAAUGAAUCUUGUUGUUAGUACAACAAUACUUAAGGUGUUGUUAUACUAUCCGGGCACCGAGUAAUCACUGCCUUCCACUGACCACUAGUCCACUACUAUCCUAGCAGUAGCCUCAGAUAACCCCAAUUUACUACCUGGGUCCUGGCCUGGGCUGUUCGAGGGUUUACCUCUGUCUCUCUCUCCUCCCCCCGCAGCCCUUGGAGCUUGGCCAACAAGAUUCAUCAAUCUCUUCCUCUCUCUCUCUCUCUCUCUCUCUCUCUCUCUCUCAGUUUCACUCCCCCUUCCUUGCAACUGAGCAUCAACCGCACUGCACCUCGCCGGAGAGAGGAUAGUGAGAUUCCAAAGAGCCCUAAUGGUUCGUUCUCGUGGUGCUUACCUCCUCGUCGGUUCCCUUGCUCGGCGCUCUUCUUUGCUCCGCUCGCACUCUCCUAAUCAUGAUGUUUAUAGAACUUUGCUCAAUUGGAGAUGUUAUAGGCGAUUAAUAACUACAACUCGAGGUUGCAAUCAAGCUGGGGUCACCGGCAAUUCGUUCCCCCAAAACGUUGACACCAAAAAUUGGUUGCCUUUCGGAGCUUUGAAACCAAAUGGGGUGAGGUUAAUUCAUGGCACAGCUCACACCUCAAAAGAUUACUAUGACAUACUUGGUAUCAGCAAGAAUGCGACUCAAUCCGAUAUUAAGAAGUCAUACUAUCAGCUCGCAAAGAAAUUCCAUCCAGAUAGUAACAAAGAUGAUCCUGAAGCUCAAAAGAAGUUCCAAGAAGUUUCUAAGGCGUAUGAGGUUUUAAAAGAUGAAGAAAAGCGUUCCCAAUAUGAUCAGCUUGGACAUGAGGCCUUCGAACAUCAAGGUGACAAUGGUUUCCAUCCUGGUGGUGGGGCGGGAUUUGAACAUCCGUUUGGGGAAUUUUUCAGAAUGAAUGAUAUAUUCGGCAGCAUGUUUAACCAGCAGCGGCUUGGUGGGGAAGACGUCAAGGUGGCUCUUGAGCUAUCCUUCAUUGAAGCUGUUCAGGGAUGCACAAAAAAUAUCACAUUUCAAACUGAUGUUCCUUGUGAAACGUGCCAUGGUGAAGGAGUACCUCCUGGUGUAAAACCUCAAAUCUGUAAGCGAUGUAAAGGAACUGGCACGGAGUUCACACAAACAGGGUUUUUCAGUGUUCAGCGUUCAUGCAAUCAAUGUGGUGGAGCUGGCCAAACUGUAUCGAGCUUUUGCAAGUCAUGUCAAGGACGGAAGGUAAAAAGAGGGUCAAAGUCAAUCAAAUUGGAUAUAGUACCAGGAGUUGAUGAUAAUGAAACAAUCAAGGUUCCUAGGAGUGGUGGAGCAGACCCUGACCGAAACCAACCUGGCGAUCUCCUUAUCAACAUAAAGGUCCGUGAAGAUCCGGUUUUCCGCAGAGAGGGUGCUAACAUACAUGUGGAUGCUGUUUUGAGUAUUACUCAGGCAAUUUUAGGGGGAACAAUCCAGGUCCCAACACUCACUGGAGAUGUCGUUGUUAAGGUCCGUCCUGGCACUCAGCCUGGUCAAAAAGUGGUGCUGAAGAAAAAAGGAAUUAAAACACGUCGGUCCUAUUCGUUUGGGGAUCAGUUUGUGCACUUCAAUGUCAGCAUCCCAACGAGUGUUACACCAAGGCAACGUGAGCUGCUGGAGGAGUUCGCCAAGGAAGAACAACAAGGAGAAGAAGGUGACAAGAAUCCUGCUGCGGCUGCUGGGGCAUCUAACUAAACACUACCUAGAAGCUGCUGAUGGGCUCCCCAAAGUUUUGCAGAAGCACGAGUUUGUAUACGUUCUAUUGAUCUCUAUGUUGGUCGUAUUACCAUGAAUGACUCUUUGCUAGGCUAGCUAUCAUGUCGUUCUUCUGAAGUCCAGGCAGAUAAUUUAGAAAGCAUCGUCUUUUCGUGCAAACGACCAUUUUGUACAUGCCGUAAAUCUCAAACUGCUGCUGCUGCUGCUAAAGUGUUUGGAGCAAAAAAGAAUUAUGUAAUGAUUCAGACAGUUCGAUUCAGCAUCACUUGUCUUUCUUCAUUUUCUUAAUCAUGUAGCUCAGUCAUUGGGUUUAGUUUCUGAACGGUGUGUAAUUAAAUAUUGCUAAGGGU